Messenger RNA from Pocillopora meandrina, 11271 nucleotides. NCBI's taxonomy places the organism in Eukaryota, Metazoa, Cnidaria, Anthozoa, Scleractinia, Pocilloporidae. The record is from the annotation of a GenBank genome assembly.
UUGGUAGUUUUAUUCGCGCGGUUUCACUUCCUCAUCUCGUGACACUCAGGAGUUUCACUCUUGGUAGUUUUAUUCGCGCGGUUUCACUUCCUCAUCUCGUGACACUCAGGAGUUUCACUCUUGGUAGUUUUAUUCGCGCGUUGGAACAAGUUUGUUACAUUUCCUGGAGGUGACGAAGAAGAAUGGAUCAUCAUCUGAUUAUCAGUUUUCUUUUGCUGGUGUUCGCUAGCAGCGAUUUAGGGAGUACAGAAGAGCUCCAUGUUUCUUCCCCAGAGAUGGUUGAGAAGAUCAACUCGUUAAAUGUGGGGUAUGUGUCAAGAAUUCUGCCUAUUCAGAAACGUAAUGUCAUUUUGUAUCAUAUUCGGUGAAAAAGGAGGCAACAGGAACGGAAAAGGUGAAUUUACUGCUGAAAUCAGAAAAUAGAAAAUUGGUCUUUUAAUUUCUUUCGUCUUAAAAUUGGCAUAUCAACGGUUUAUGUCACUUAAAUACUGAUGUUCUCUUUCUUUCAGAAGUGGAAUGUGUGAUUCAAUUAAUGUUUCAUAAUUGAGAAGAUGGUACUCCUUUUAAACGAAUGUGAAUAUAUGAAAGUCAUAUAUUGAAACUGCGGAUAGAGACGUAAUGAAAGCGAUCACAAGAGUAGUACCAUGAAUAUGAAAGCGAUCUUCGCAGUAAUGAACACUACUUGAGCAGUAGUGAAAAUAAGGCCUGAGAAAAAUUCAGACUUGUACAGGAUUUGAACCUAUGACCUCUGCGAUACUAGUGCAGUGCUCUACUGCAUCGCAGAGGUCAUGGGUUCAAAUCCUGUACUAGCCUGAAUUUUUUCUGGCCUUAUUUUCACUACUGCUUAAGUAGUGUUCAUUACUGCGAAGAUCGCUUUCAUAUUCAUGGUACUACUCUUGUGAACAGCUUUUGGGAAUAUUUUUUUGUUAAUUUCAUUUAUCCAGACCCAUUAGGUUUUGGGAUUUCUCCUAUAAAUGGUUUGACACAAUCUUGAUCAAGAGAAAUGCCACAAAAAACUUAAUGAAUUUCCAGCUUUCUUGGCCAACCACUCAGUCAGUAAUAUGAAGAUCUUACUUUCUAUUCCCAUUCUUUAUUCAAUAUUUUCUCUAAAUACUAUGCAAACAUUCCUUCUUUUUUUUCAUCUGCGUAUAGUUGUUUUAACUAGCUUUGUUAUCAGUCUUAGGUUUUCAUGUCUUCCAUGAGGCUAAAUGUGCCCAUCACAUGAUACCACAUGACCUGCAUUACUCCAUGUGAUUUCUUGGAACAAUUGACUCUCAUUGGUGUCCCCCAAUUUAUUUUCAGUCUCAACUGCUGUUUUACAUUUUAUCUUUUCUAAGAAAAUUGUGGUUGUAGGCUAUAAGAGUCUUUCAGUCACUUUACUGAAGUGCAAUUUACAUUCACCAUACCUAUUUAAAUAAACAAUUUAAAUUUGUAGAACAAAACAUUUACACUUCUAGGUUCUUAACAACUUCUGAGUGCCGAUUGUGGGUAAAGCAAGAUUGGAUGCUAUGCACAGGGACUCAAAGGAUCUCUCCUGAAAUGUUUUCGUGUCAGCCAAAAUGAGAUAGGGCCAAUUAUAUAAAGUAUGUAUGAAUGACACGAUGAUUGCAGACCUCCUAGGUUUGCAAGAGUAAGAUUGUUUGUACUGAUAUAAGCUGUCUAUUUUAUAUCCAGUUGGCAUGCUACUGUUUAUAAGCAGUUUGCAGAAAUGAACUGGAAGGAAGCAAAGCAAAUGUUAGGGAGUUAUGGUGGAUGGCCCAAAGACUCUCCUCCCAAGGUCAUCAAAGAAGACAUUGUCAGUGAUAUUCCUGGAAGCUUUGAUGCACGUACAAAGUGGCCUGGCUCCAUUCACCCGAUAAGGAAUCAGGUAACUAUAAGAUUCAGUAAAGGUGUUUUUGAAUGGAGAUAAGGAAAAUGUAUUGCAAUGGAAUUCAAGAUCUAUUUUUUGUGCCUGCAAUACUUAUAUAAAAUACUUUGAUUCAUUACAAUUACUUACAACUACUUACUUCUUUCAAAUUAAACUUUCAUAUUCAACUGAACAGGGUAAAUGUGGAAGUUGUUGGGCAUUUGGAGCUUCAGGUGGGUCUACCUUAACUACAAUUUUAGUUGGGAUAAAUUUACAAUUAAACCUACAGCUAGACUGACUACUUGGAUUUUUAGUCCAUGUGAUUCCCCACAACUUGCCAUUUUGAUUUUGAAUGGCAUUAGAAUAUUGCAUUUUGGAUUAGGAAAGCUCACAUCUCUAGGAGUAAUAUCAUGCAUAAUAAAGUGAGUUGAUAUAGUCCAUUUUACAAAAGUAAAGAUAGAUGCAAUGUGAACCUGAAAAAAAUGUAUUCUCCAUUAAUUCAUACUGGCUGUUUGGAGCUGAGUUAAAACAUUCCUCAAAUCUUGGCUGAUAAGCGGCAAUAAUCAGUAUAUCUGUAAAACUAUAACAUUUAGUGUGAACUGUAAAGUAACAUGCUUUACAAUUAUAAGAUUGAAGAAAUUAUACUACAGCUGUACAUGUUACUGGGAUUAAUUUAAUGUGUGCUUACUCACUUUGUUUAUUUGGGAGUCACCCAAAUAUACAACAAAUCUCCCAGUUUCCUUUUUCUAAAAAAGUUUGCUUUAUCUCUUGGUUAAGGAUACAGAGGGGUAUGUAUUCUCUUAUAGAGAGAAGGUCAACUAACAGGGAAUGAAAAACCUGCCAACAUUUUCGUUACUGCAAACAUGUGGCUUUGUGGCUGGUUGGUUACAGCAACCAGUUGUAAUUAGUAACUGAGAGGCAUGAGUUUGAACCUCAUUGAGAGUUAUAAUUUUCUGGAAAUUCUCCAGUUUCAGUUUUGUUGGAAGAGACCGCAUUGAAUGGGUUAGGUUACAAAUUCAUGUGGUUAUAUAUACAAUAAAUCCAAAAUCAAGCAUCUCUUGGUCAGUGUGAUAUCAGAUUCCCAGAGGCUGGUAUUUCUGAAAAUUAACUAUUCACCAAAUCUAGUGUGGACCACAUUGUAUAGUUUGGUGUAUUUACUGGUCAAAUUUUACAUACAGUAUAGUUAAAAAAGUUAUGCAAACACCUGUUGAACAAAAUUCCUAGCUUUUAAAGGAGUUUUGGUCUAACACAAAAUUUGUGUGACAUUUUGACAUCUUUGUCUGAAUUUUGUGUAUCAGUUCACUGGGAUGCGAGAAAGCUCAAUUUCUAGAGUAAGUUUGUUCCUCCUGCAAAUUCACAGGGAACUUUUCAGAGAAAAUUCCUCCUUUGUUAUCCACACAAACACCAUUAUUUUAUGAAGGUUAACUACUUCAUAACAAAACACAUGGACUCUCUUGCUGUGAUCCAGUCUCCAACUAAACAGCAACAAUAGCAACCUUUGUUGAUGCAUUCCUAUCCAAUCAAUUUCUCUCAACAUUAAGAUGUGCUCAUGCUAACAAUUUCAGACUGAACAAGGAGUUGCAUUGAGUGCCCUCCAAGGCCUUCAUCAAGCUAAAUUAUAUGUUACUACCAUUGCCACUGAGAUUCACAGAUGCUAAAAUGUAAACAAACACAUUUCUAAAUCCUGUUUUUAAGUUCGCUUCUCUUCAAUUUCCGACAAAUGCAGCACAUCAGACUAAGAAAGGACAAUCUGAAGCAAGCACUUUUUAGCAGAAGAGGAUACUUACAAAUAUAGGUUUAGAAGGACAAACAGAACGUUGUAAUAUUUAACAGGCAACUUUAACUGCUGGAACUGCAGAAUGACAGAAUUGCAGAACAGUGGUACAUUAUCCCGAAUCCUAAAAGAUAAAAUGGCAGAUAAUCACCCCAGAACUAAAAGACAAAAUGGUGGAAAAUCACCUCAAAUCCUAAAAGACAGAGCAGCCGAAAAUCAGCCCAAACCUCUAAGACAGAAUAGUGGAAAAUCACCACAAAUCCUAAAGAACAGAGUGGCCAAAAAUCACCCAAAUCUCAAACGAUAGAGUGGUGGAAAAAUACCCCAAAUCCAAAAAGAGAAAGUGGCAGAAAAUCACCCCAAAUCCUAUGAGACAGAACUAUAAAUACAGUCAUUUCCUUUGGUACAAGGGAAAGGGUUGAGGGAUAGGAACUGUUAACAAAAACUUGUAUUAUGUCAACCAGGCAACAGAAGUAAUUAAUAGACUACACUCUUUAGCCAAUAGCAGAUAUAUUAGAGGAAAUUUUUAAAGGCAAACAAUUCUAAGAGAAAUCUAUCCUUGACAAAUUUCAAACUCAUAAAGUUCCUCAUUCACUUCCUGUCACACUCGAGGCAUGAAAAAAUGAUUUAUUGAAGGAGAGGACUGCAGAGAUCUUAGAAAUAAUCUUUGAAGAGAACAUCAGACACUCCAACUCACAAUUACACCAAAGGGGCUAUCCAAAUGAUCUAGUUUAAAGAAUUGUCACAGAGGUUGGUUUCACUAUCAGGAAAACAACACUCCAGGAGAAAAACAAAAUGCGACUAACCAUAUUGCCUUUUGUCACACAAUAUAACCCAUCAGAGACCAGCCUUAAAAAGAUUUUAUUGAGCAGCUGGCAAACUACUGAGAGGCAGCCUUGACUUUAUUUGGGAGAUUUAUUGAGAGCUUGCAAUAGUUUCACUUAAGAUUGAAGGGUCAUGUACUUUAAAAAUAACCAAGAGUCAUUUCAGCUUAUCAACCCACUUUUAACACCUUGACAACCACAGAAAAUCAUCUCAAACAAACUGGACAGCCAAUAGCAUGAUGUUACACAUUAAGAGCAAAGAUAAUUUUGCAGAUAUUGAUUUCAUUUCCAAAGAAGCUAUACUCAUGAGGGUAAAAAGAGGGUAAGGAAAGAUCUCACAGACUUAGAUACACAACCAGAAUAAACUAUGAUGCAACAAAGGAAAAUACAGUUUUGGGUGGGAUAUGUGCACUAUUUAUAGUUUCAUCUUCAAGGAUUUUGAGGAAUUUUCUGCCAUUUAAUAUUUUAGCAUUUGGGGUAAUGUUUGGCUGUUUCGUCCUUUAGGAUUUGGGGGGAUUUUCUGCCAUUCGGUCAUUUGGUUGUUCUGGCUUUUGGGGUUGCCCAACUGCAACUACUGUGGCAAUGAAUUAAACAAUAGAUCAGAUCAAAUUUGAAAGCAAAGCAGUCAGAAUAUCUCUCUUACUACAAGACAAACCUUACAUGAGAAACUUAUCUUUUUUAUUCUUGAGAAAUAAAUGAUUUCAAUUAUAAUACAGUUUGUGUAGAAAAAAAAAAGAAAUAGGUAUGUUUAUCCAUAUAUAUCCAAAGCCAUAAAAAUCAGUUGCUUGCACUAGAUGCCAUGACACCAUGACUUCAGAGGUCAUGUCUCAGACAUUAACUUAAAAUAAAUCUGCUAGAAAACUGUAGAAGCCAUAUUCCAGAAAAUCUGAAGUCAAACAAAAGGAAUGAAACCACACUAACCACUGCAAAAUGAUGCAAAACUCUGAACUUUAACACAAAGAUGGAAGACAGAAGGGUAAAUGCUCUUGUAUCACAAAACUUGGUACUUAAUUUUUUUUGCAAUGAUAUUUUAUUGUUUUGUAAUAAAUGUGUUAUUAAAUUAAAUCUAUUACUUACAGGGGAGAUCUUGGUAUCUAACCUAAACUGCAACAUUUUUGCUCCAUAGAAGCGUUGUCAGACAGAUUUGCUAUUGCCAGUGGUAAUAAAAUUGAUGUGGUGUUGUCAGCACAACAGCUGGUUGACUGUGAUACAGAUAACUUUGGUUGUUCAGGUGGCUAUCCUAUAAAAGCAUGGCAGUAUAUGAAUCAAGUUGGGUGAGUGUAAUUCAAUAAUUAUGAAACCACAUUUGAAAUCAGAAGAAACUUUUUUUACAUUCAAAUUUGACACUCCCUAUUGAUAAUGAAGUAGGGAUGAGUGGAAGAUAUGUUAAGUUAAGCAGAGUAUAAACUAACUGGAAUUCAUUCUCAUAAUUUGAUUAGUAAAUUGUCAUUAUUUCUGACUCAGCCAUUGGUUGAUUGACCUGAAACUGAAUGUUAGCUAUAACUCCCAGUUUCCACUUUUUGAAUCCUGUUUGCUUUAUUCAAGUCUGUUCUAAUACAUAUUAAACUUAAGAAUGAUGAGUAUAAAUUUUAUGUCAAAUUAAUCUUGGUUUAAAAAAAGAUAGCCCACAGAAUUAUACUACAGGUUGUGGGUUUUUAACUUCAGUGCUCAUUUGGUGUGAUAUUUUUGGUGCACUGGUUGGCAGUCAGGCAUGUUACAGGUUAAGUGUAAGGCUCACAACCUGUAUGCAAAAUAAUUUAAUGGAUCAGCUCUGAACUUGGAAAAUGAAUUAUGAAGGGGUGAAAUAUUGAGUCCAGUGACUUGACUUCAUAUUUUGAAACUUUUGGUGCACUCCUAGAAAGCACAUUGUCAGUCUCACAUUGCAUUUUCUUGGUGCAAUGGAUUGUGCUUCGCCCUGCAAGCAAAAGGUAAAGUGAUUGACUCUAGGCAGUUGGAAGAUCUUUGUUUUUGUUUGUUUGUUUCUUUUUCUCUGUUUUUUUAGUAUAUUCUCCUAAAGCAUAUGUUUUUCUCUUUUCGUUGGAAUGUCACCUUUUUCUGAGCAGAAAUUGGCAUUUGAGAAGCCAAUUACCGGAGCACAGUAUUUGUCUUUCCUUUUCUGCUUUUGAAAAAAUCAAGGGGAGGUUUUAAUCAUUCCAGAAUACAGUUAAUUGGUAAUAUUGUGUUUUUUUGGCUAUCAAUUAUAAAUUCUGAAUCAACAAGGUUUAAAAACAAGGCCCAUAAAUCCUGAAAUGUAAGAUGGCUUGUUGCCCUUAAAAGUAUAUUUAUCUGAGCACCUUUGCCAAUUUGCAAUAUUAUCUGUAUUCUAUUGUCAAUAUGGUCUAAACCAUGCUUAAGAUGUUUUGCACGUAUGAUGGAAAUAUCCAUAGACAGACUUGUGGGCACAAUAAGCAGUCUAUGUUCCCUUGGGCACAGUAGACACCAAAAACAAAUUUGAAGGUGCAAAGCAUGUGAGAUAAUCUUUCUUUUUUUUUACACCCAGCCUCCUGACUGUGGAAUGUUAUGGUCCGUAUCAGGCAGAGGAUGAACCUUGCAAGUUCAAUGGCACACCUUCACAGUGUCCCAGUGGUCAGGGUGUGUUUCAAGUUUACAAGGCAGCCAAUGCAUAUGCUGUGCAAGGAGAAGUAAGUGGUAUAUAAAACUCUAGAUCUUUGCCUUAGUGUGGAUGGGCCUGGAAGCAUCCAAGCCAGCAAGUUAAAUUUGGAUGAUUUGCUAUGCCUUUCUGGUGAGGGGUGAUUGUUAAUGAUUAGUUGAAGUGUAUUUGAUCUCCUGAAGUCUCUGAAAAAUGCUUAUUUAGACUUGAUUGAUUGUUGGUAAUGGUGCAAUAGGACCAAGCAACACAGUUUAUGCAUAAAAUGAACACAGUCAUCAACAUUGAAAGCAUCAGUAACUUCUAAUGUUGUGAAAUUGAAUGAUGGAGAAUUUCUGUUUUUCUACCUCCCUGGUAAGAAGUUAAGGGCUUGCGUAAUGGAAAGAUAUAUGCUCUGAAAGGCAGCUAAAACAUUUUGGUGCCAUUUAACUCUGGGUAAAAUCAAUUUUUGUUUCUGUACAUCAGACACAAAUGUAAGCCCAAUAGCCAGUGAGGUAUGUAAUUUUUAAGUGAUUUCCAAGCAGACUCGCAGAAUAAGCCUUGACUUAACUGCAGGUUGUAUCCAAUUAAAAUUGCAAAUCUGCCAAUUGACUGUUCAAUUAAGGUUUUUAAAAAACUCUCUACUUGUCUCUAAAGGUUGAAGCCAUUCAGUCUGAAAUCAUGACAAAUGGGCCAGUUGAAGGUAAUUUAAAAAGUACAUGUAGUUUUAUUUUAUGAUAUCUUAGAAGACUAUAUCCAAAAAUUAUUUUAACAGACAAGACUUUCCAUUAGAUCAUAGCUUUUGUGAACUUUACCUUCACCUAUAAAAAUUGAUUUUAAAGUAUGUUUUUUUCUCCACUCUGUUUUUACUAAUCUUAAACUUCACAUUAAGGCAAUAAACUAUUCUAUUUAACUGAUAUUUGGUUUUACUCUAUGUUACAGCAUCUUUCUCAGUGUACUCAGACUUUUUCUCUUAUAAGUCUGGUGUUUAUAUACACACCACUGGCACCAUAGUUGGUGGUCAUGCAAUCAAGAUGCUGGGGUUUGUUCUUUUUCUUUUAUACACAACUUGUUUGCUUUGAUCCUUUUACUUUUUCAGGACUCAGUUUUUAAGUAACCUUUAAAUGUAUUACAACAUUUUGAUCACUUUCAAUCUACUUUUAUUUUAUAUGUUAUAUGAUAACAUGUAUCUUACAUGAAGAGUCCAGGUUGUUAGAUUUUCAAGGUUAUAUUUUCAUAAGUUUUGGUAAUGACUUCAAAUUUUUCUGUUUUCCUCUUUUUGUAAGCUGUAUUAUUUUGUUGUGUCAAAUUUUGCUAUUUCAUAUGCUCUGUUUCUGUAGAGGUUUUCUAAAAUUUAGUGGGCUUCAAUUUUUUUUUUGUGAGGUGAUUUUAAUUACCGUGGUUCAUUGCUAAAAUUGUGUGAUCUAGAUCCUUCAUAAUAGUGAAAACAAUUUUGAUUUUAAAGUGAUCUUGACAAUAAUUAUAGUUCUUAUUCCUUUAUAGGUGGGGUCGGUCUGCAGAAGGCAUUGAUUACUGGGUAGGAGCGUUUGUUCUUUGUUUUCUUUUUCCCAUAACAACCAAUAAUGUUCUUUUAUUACGUUCUUUACAAUCAACAUAGUACAUAUACUUUAAGGAUUUGCAGUUACAUGUUUAUGAGAUCAUAUAUAUGGUGGACAGUUUUUCAUUUUCUGUCCCAUGUGUGGAUGCAGCAUUACUUUUAUCUUUAUUCUUACUGCAGAGCUCACCAAAACUUCCAAGUUUAGUUCUGUGGUCAUCUAUAUGACCAUUGUAAGUCCCAUGAAGUUAGAUAAUCCUUCACCUCACUGCUAUAUCAUAGGUAUCCCAAACUUACAAUUGAAAAAUGUUGUGUGUCUUGUCUUCUUUUUCAAUCAUUGAAGAUGAAGACAGGACCACAAAACUAGUCUCUGUGAUCUCAAAUAAUUGCAAGAACCCAAAAUGUAGCAAAAUUAAGUCUAUUUUAAUUAUUUUCAUUGCUUCAUCACUUCAUUGCUUUAGACUGAGAUAAGGCAGGUUUUUGGAAUAUUACAAACCCUUUUUAACCGUAGAAAGAAAGAAAGGCCCACAAUAUCUUGGUGAUUCUAUAAGCACUCAAAUUUUGAGUUUGGAAUUCUUGAAGUUAUCCAUGGUACCGGUGUGGUGGAUUGAUUACCAUGUAACAGGAAAAUUAUGAACUCACGACUUCUAUCACGUGAUAGUUGACAAGGGUGAAGCCAGAAUCAACCAUCAAUCAGAGACAUCGAGAGCGAAUAAUCCAAUGGUUCUAAUAUAAAUCUAUUAGUCGUUCAAAGUUCAACAACAAGGCAAGCGCGUGUUUUUAUUUUAUCACGCUUAUAACUACACGCAGUUGGGGUACUCCUUUUAUUCUACCUAGCCAAUCCAAUUGCAGCAUUUAUGAUGGAACGCAAGAAGACUUUUGCGAACAAGAUAUGUUGUAACUUUAGUAGGAGGAGGUGCUUAACAUAAAAUGUUAGAUGGAGUUAUUAGUAUUGCUCACCAAAUAUAAACACUAUUUAGGGAAGCUUCAACAGAUCAGUUGUGCUAGUACCAGGACUGGACUGAUAUUAGGGCUAACCAAUUAACAACGCUUUUUAGGAUGCUUUAGAAGAAUCCGUAGUAUGAGCUGCCAGACUGGACUGCAUGUUUCAGUAGAAGACGACAUUUAACGAUGUUCCACUCAACCAUUAUUAAUCUCUAUUUUUGUAGAUUUGUGCCAAUUCUUGGGGAGAUAGAUGGGGAAUGGAUGGUAGGCUUUUUCUCAUGAAAUAUGUGCAUGUGCCCGUGUAUGCACACGUGUCAUAUAUAAUCUUUGAAAAUUGGAAAAUAUCUUCGUUACACUUUAGUUUUAAGGUGGGCAUAUUCAGUCGCGUUCCAUGUUUUGAGGGAAACUUUUUUAGUAAAAGUCUUAUCCCGAGAUGAUAAACAUGAUAGCCUGCGGUUGGCGUCCUCUCCCUCAAAACUCUUAGUUUCUCUAUUCGUUUCUCAAAAAACAACGACGGUCGACAAAUUUCCAAGAAUGUUUUUGCGACAAACAAGGCUAUCAUUUCAAUAAGUUCGAGUUGUGCUCUGUCUUGCAUUCACAGAAAUUUUUUUUUUUCGUAAAUAUACGGUCGUUCAGAAUGUUUUUAAAAUACCAAAUUCGUUCGUGUACAACUGCUUAUUUCGCAGAGGCGCCUCGCGUGAUUUGCGAUAUGGUUGCUCAAUAUUGGGACAUAACACCAUCGUGAUUCUGAACGAACAUUUUAUUCUCGUUUUUCUCAAGCUGAUUGUUCGUUUGUUUCGUUUUUAUAGGAUUCUUUUACAUCCGCCGAGGCACAGAUGAGUGUGGUAUUGAAAGUGGUAUCACUGCUGGCAUUCCAUAUAUGUGAUGGAACCAACUCUACAGCUGAGGCGCUGACACUGUUCUUUGACAUUGCGAUGCUGUUUGGAGGGAGGAAACACCACAUUAAAUUUUAUAUUCCUUUCUUAGCGUUUUUAUGGUAAUUAGAAACUAUUUUGUUGAAACUCCUCUCAUUUACUGCAAUUUUUAAGAUAUUUAGGAUUAAACAAUUCUUAGACAGUACAUUUUUAAACAAAAGCUGAAUUUGAAUUUUAUUGUCAAUGGAAUUCUUAGACAGUGUGAUUUUACUGAACUGUUUUUCUGAAAAUAGUGAAUGGAUUUUUGUAGACUGCUGAAUUUAAAAUUUUAUUUUGUAGCAAUUAAAAAAGGCAAACACUGAGGCCUUUUACGUUUAAUUAAUUUCUAGGACUGUCAAAUUUAAUAAUUUUACACCAUUGAAAACGAAUUUUUGCUUCUUUUAUUCCGCUCACCCGAAAAAGACGGUUAUGCUAAUUUUUUUAAAAAAGUUUGAAUAAAAAAUUGAAAAGAAACACCUGGACCAAUCAUAAGUCAAAGUAACAAUUCCUAUGAAAUAUAUUAAGUUCAAAUAACAACGAUCAAAUCAUAAUAUACAUAAUAACAACAAUAUUCAAUAGACAUCUAGACAAAUUUGUGAAAUUUAGACUUUAGAAUUUAUAGACACUAACCAAGGGUCGAUUUCUGAAUUAUUUUAAGCUAAUAACAUAAGUGUUUUUUUAUAAAAUUUUUACUGUAGUUUAGCUCAUUGUUUUUGCAAUGAUAUCAUCGUUGACUUUUGUCCAAAUGUAAUGAAAUAAAAAAAUUAGUUUUACAGAAAUUACUUUUAUCAAUAAACGGAGCAUAUAUGAAGUAGGUAUUGGUGGU